AUGUUUAACUCGGUGAAUCUGGGCAACUUCUGCUCGCAGUCGCGCAAAGAGCGGAGCGCCGAAUUUGGCGAGCGGGCAGGUUGCGCCUCCAACCUCUACCUCCCCAGCUGCACCUAUUACGUCCCUGAAUUCUCCACCGUGUCCUCCUUCCUGCCACAGGCCCCCUCUCGCCAAAUCUCCUACCCGUACUCCGCCAACCUCUCGCAAGUGCCGCCCGUGCGGGAGGUCUCCUACGGGCUCGAGCCCUCGAGCAAGUGGCACCCGCGCGGCAAUUACGCGGCGUGCUACUCCGCGGAGGAGCUGAUGCACAGGGAGUGCCUCCCGCCCGCCACCAUGAGCGACAUGCUAAUGAAAAACGAGAGCGGCUACCACCACCACCACCACCAUCAUCAUCAUCACCCCAGCUCCAACCACCCGGCCCCGGCGGGGUUCUACGGCGGCAUGAGCAAAAACACCGUCCUGCCGCAGGCUUUCGACCGCUUCUUCGACAACGCCUAUUGCGGAGCCGACCCCCCCGCCGAGAGCUGCCUGCAGAAAACCGAGGGCAAACUGGAGCCCCAAGCGCAAGCCCAAGAGCUGGCAGCCCGCGGCGAACCCGGGCUGGACCCGGAAGACGAAGAGGAGAACACGAACCCCGGCUCUUCAGCCUCAUCCUCCUCAGUCAACAAGGAGAGCGGCAAAAGCGGCGGCGCGAGUGCUCCCAGAACAAGGAAGAAGAGAUGCCCCUAUUCGAAAUUCCAGAUCCGGGAGCUGGAGCGUGAAUUCUUCUUCAAUGUCUAUAUCAACAAAGAGAAAAGGCUCCAGUUGUCCAGGAUGCUAAACCUCACUGACCGACAGGUUAAAAUUUGGUUCCAGAACAGAAGGAUGAAAGAAAAAAAAUUAAGCAGAGACCGUCUGCAGUAUUUCUCGGGGAAUCCCUUGUUGUGA
Molecule: messenger RNA, 927 nt
Organism: Tinamus guttatus (white-throated tinamou)
Lineage: Eukaryota; Metazoa; Chordata; Aves; Tinamiformes; Tinamidae
Gene: HOXC11
Product: homeobox C11
Biological process (GO): regulation of transcription by RNA polymerase II; anatomical structure development
Cellular component (GO): nucleus
Molecular function (GO): RNA polymerase II cis-regulatory region sequence-specific DNA binding; DNA-binding transcription factor activity, RNA polymerase II-specific
Source: RefSeq, a predicted model, not a curated record